Molecule: messenger RNA, 2410 nt
Organism: Anopheles merus
Lineage: Eukaryota; Metazoa; Arthropoda; Insecta; Diptera; Culicidae
Gene: Hao
Product: peroxisomal (S)-2-hydroxy-acid oxidase GLO1
Exons: 3
Coding region: 69-1160 (363 amino acids)
Molecular function (GO): oxidoreductase activity; FMN binding
Source: RefSeq, a predicted model, not a curated record
AAACUCACGCCAGUUCAAGUUGUACUAGCAAUUGGUCUAGACGUGCCAGAGUUACCCUGUUCACAACCAUGGCCCUAGUGUCCGUUCGUGAUUACGAGAAGCGUGCCCACGAAAUCAUACCCCGGAAUGCGCUCGACUACUACCGCAGCGGUGCCGGGGACGAACUAUCCCUCCACCUUAACCGAACCGGCUUCGAUCGGCUCCGGAUCCGACCGCGGAUGCUGCAGGGUGGCUCCACCCGGGACCUUUCUUGUACCGUGUUUGGGCAGCGCUUCUCGAUGCCGAUCGCCAUCUCACCCACCGCCAUGCAACGGAUGGCCCAUCCCGACGGUGAGGUAGCGAACGCGAAAGCUGCCGCCACCCGGCAAGUUCUCUUCACGCUCAGCACCAUCAGCACGAGCUCGAUCGAGCAGGUGGCGGAAGCGACACCGAACGCACCGAAGUGGUUCCAGCUGUACAUCUACCGCGACCGGCAGCUGACCGAGGAGCUGGUACGGCGGGCCGAACGGGCCGGCUUUCGGGCGAUCGUGCUGACCGUCGAUGCGCCACUGUUCGGUUUGCGGCGGGCGGAUAUGCGCAACAAGUUUUCCCUACCACCGCACCUGAGCAUGGCAAACUUCGUCGGUAAGGCCGCGAGCAUCCGCAGCCAGGGCGGUUCGGGCAUCAACGAGUACAUCGCGGAACAGCUCGAUCCAACACUGUCCUGGGACGACGUCAAGUGGCUGCUCGGCUUCACCAAGCUGCCCGUCAUCGUGAAGGGUAUCCUGACGCGCGAAGAUGCCAUCAUUGCGGCCGAUCUCGGCGUACAAGGCAUCUUCGUGUCGAACCAUGGUGCGCGGCAGUUGGAUUCAGUGCCAGCAUCGAUUGAAGCACUGCCGGAAAUUGUCGCUGCCGUUGGUGGACGGGUAGAAAUCUUCUUAGAUGGUGGCAUCACACAAGGUACGGACGUGUUCAAGGCGCUGGCACUCGGUGCGCGGAUGGUGUUUUUCGGCCGCCCUGCCCUCUGGGGAUUGGCCGUCAAUGGGCAGGCAGGUGUUGAGCACGUGCUGAACAUUUUGCGCAACGAGCUGGACCUGACGAUGGCACUGGCCGGUUGCAAAACGCUCGCGGAUAUCACGAAGGAGUAUGUGGUGCACGAGAAUCAUUAUAGUAAGCUUUAACGCAUGCAUGGAAUCACCGCCUUGGUGUAGACAGUAUUUUACCAAAACUGGAACUCAACGAACGGAAUUUCAUAGCGAGAGAUGACAACUUCGUUCAACAGACCUUCUUACACCAUAGAGAGAUUUUGAGAAUCUAAUUGUCUGUUCCCUUCGUAUUGAAAUGUCAUGCAAACCUGCAAUACAAAGAUGUAGAAAGUUUAACUGUUACAGCCCAAUGAUGUCCAUUUUAGAGAGAGUCCAAUGAUGGUCAUAAUAAUCUGUCGAGUUUUAAAAACUGUAGAAUACAACAAUGAACAUUGAAUAGAAAUUUAUCAGAACCUAUCAUUCGUCAAGUAUUGAGAAACAUCUGUCGCUGGCGCCAUUAGACUUUAGGACACUUUUUCAGGUAUUUUGUCAAAUCGUCAGAGUAAAUCUACCCAGCAAACUACAAGCUAGAAUACUUCUAAUGGUUCUCAAACAAAAACACAUAAAUAAUCAAUCAAAGGCUAAUCAUAAACAAAAGCUAAAGAAAAACUAAUCCUUGUUCUUUUUUUUGUUUAUUUUACUAUUUUUAUUUUUAGUUUUUCGUUUGGGAGUGUGUGUGUAUGUAAUUUUUUUGUUUCCUUCUUUACGUUUCGUUUUGGUAAUAAUUUGAGUAGUUCUGAAAAGUUCGGCGUAGUUCUGCAUUAUAGUUUGCAUUAUAGUUGUUUGUAGUGUCUUUUUUGCAAAUUGUGCUGUAUUGUGUUUGUUUUUACUUCUUGUUGUUUGUUGUCGUGUGGUAGUAGUAGUUGAUUUUGGCUGCUUGUUUGUUUGUUUGUUUGUUGUUCUUCUGAUCUUGUUUCAUUAGUUAGCUUAUUACUUAAGUUGCUAGUGUAUUAUUUAAAUUUAAAGAGUAUAUGCUUAUUAGUGAACUCCGUCAUUCUCCGUACCUUUUCCUCCAUAUCUUUGCUCUCUGUGUUCAGCUUUUUUCUGGCUCUUUUUUGCAAAGGGGAAUUGAUUUUUCGCAUUCCCUUCUUUUCAUCUUUUCACAAUUUUUCGUUCGUUUUCUGUUUGCGUUUUCUAGUACUACUUCUUUCCACGUGCCCUACACAUACACGCCUAUUUCCUGUGUUUGACGAAUAUCAAGCAAGCAAUUAUUAGCAAUCCACUACAUUUAAUGGGUAAUGUUACUGAAAUUAUGUGUGUUUUUUGUUGUUGUUUCCUUAAUGAACGGUGAUUGUUCGUAUAUUUGUUUCAUUUAGUUUUGUUCGUGUCGGUUCACCGUUCCAUUC